AAGAAGAAGGUUUUAGGACAACUUUGAUGAAAGGUUUUGAUCCACUUCAAAUGUUGACUACUGUAUAUUCAUAUCACUGAACUAUACAUGUACACCAUUUACCAGAAUACAUCUUUAAAAGUUGCAACAUCAAUGCUCGACAUUCAAAACACUGGUGAUCAGGGCCACUGCUGGCCAAAUGGGUGCUCUAAGCAGCAUAAAAUACAAACUAAAAUGAUACAUAUUAAAUAGGAACUAAAGAUUAUUUUUGGUAAUCGAGUAAGCGGUUGAUUAUUUUUAUGAUUAAUCGAGUAACAGCCUUUAAAAUGACUUAAAAUACAGGUCUAUAACAAUGAGUCAAUAAUGCUUGGUUCAAAGUAAGUAUCAAAAGCAAGUAAUUAUAUGGUUUUAUUAUUGAACAACACUGUUAAAAUACAUAAUGUAAUACACAAUAUAAACGAUCAACUUAUGUACAUUAUAACAAAUGCCUGCAGAGAUCGCCAAUGGCCUGGUGACUGUUAUUGUUACACUUUACAGCAUGAUCAAAGACUUAUUUAAUAUUGGCUAAACAACAUUUAAUUAAAAUGUCCACUUAAUCUUUAAUAUUUGGCCAAUUCUUUGUGAUAGAAAUCAGAAAUGCUAUAGCCACUGUAAUUUCUUGAACAAAAACAUCAUCAAAACAUGCAAACUCAGAGCAAGGGUUUGAACUUACUGAUGAUUAUCCUGUGUUAGCAUACAGGUUUAUAAAUGAUAGCACUAUGCUAUGCUAUAUUAUGAUUUUUAAAUUAUUUUAAAUAUCGUGCAGCCUUAGAAAACGGUCUAAAAAUUGAGUUUAUGGAUUUUCGCCCGUGGAAUGCACCACUUUAUUUUAUUUUUUUAUUCGAGCUCUCGAAUUUAAUCGAGAAACCAUGACAGACAGCCCUACAAAUAUGCAAUUCAUAGCACAAGAUAACUGAAAUAACAUGACAUAAAUUGCAUCAGUAUCAAAUCAGGCAAAUGCGUUGGUGGUGGUCAAAUUAAAGCCAAAAAUAUAAAGUUUCAUGUGUUUGUGACUAUACCUGAAAGUGAUGCGCGGGAUUCAUCAUGGGCUUUUUUUCUUUUUCGCUUCUCAGCACCAGACUGCUGUGGCCUGUUACAUGAAGCUACUACAAGCUAGUUGAACAAACUCUGAGUUUCAGAGUAGGUUUGGAGUUGACAAAUCCAGAUAAAUCCAACCUGGUUCAGAUCAGGGUCAACUGUUGCACAACGCUCGGUAUAAACUUUCUCUGUCAGCCAAUCACACGGAACAAAGAGAACGUCAGUUUGAUUCACUUCUCGCGAGAGAGCCACGCAAUUCAUGUCUCUUCCGAAGAUUAAGAGAUCGUUAUGAAAAAUAUGAAAUUAAACGCAUUUACAAAGCAGGAAUAAACACUGAUGCAGUGAAAGUUUGAGAAGGCAGCUGAAAGAAAAUAUCUGACUAUAUCAAUGCAUGUGAAUCAAACAAAUAGACCAAAUAAUUAAUAUAGUUUCACAAAGAGCUCAAAAGAAUAAAUGUAAGCUUAAUCUGUUUAAAAGCUUUAUAUAUUAUGCAUGUAUUAUAUUUAUUUUAAUUUAAAAGCAAAGUUUAAUAUUGUUAAUUAAUAUAAUAGGCCUAAUUAUAUGAAUAUGUCAUGAAUUAUUCAUAAUUUUAAUUUAUUUAAUAUAAAUAUAAUGAAUAAUUAACAGCAAAUGCUGAGCAAUUUUGUCUCUAAAAUGUUUUCACUAUAAACUGAUUUAAUUUGAAGCGAGAGAUACAGGGGGAGUGGCUUUAUUGCAUCAGAUACGUGUCACUUUACUCACAGCUGAUUGGUCGAGUUUGUGUUUGUGAUCUCUAACUCAGAAUAAAACCUGCUCCGGAGCAGGUUAGCAUGAAGCGUAAAUUACCAUAGCAGUGAACCCCGCUAAAAACCAAUCCACCUUCAUAAGCCCAAAAAAAAACAGACUUUGCUCAAACUAAUCUUGAACUUACCUGGGUAGCAACUAAAACCGGCUUUGUGCAACAGGCCACUGUUGUCUUUUCCCGGGCAUUGUCGAUCACUUAUGAUCAUUUGCAGCUACACCCCCCCCGCCCCCCAAUUAUAUUUAUGUUAAUGUUAAUAUUAAUAUAGAAUUAUUAUUAUUAUUUUGAGCAACAUAGAUGGUGUGUCAGUGCUGGUCCUCGCUUCUAGAUGGCGCUGUCGGACAACAUGAUUCAUUUAUAAACAUUUGCACGUGCUGUGAGUCUCUCAACUCAACCCUAGUUUUACUUCACAAAACUUUAAAAAUAAGCGGAGAUUUUGAAAUAAAAUGUACUUUGACGGUAAUGUAAACACAUUUUACAAAAAAUAGGAGCAGCAAAAAUCUCGAAUGAACACAGAACACACGAACGCAAAAUGAACAGCCUGUGGAUGGGUAACCUGGAGCCAUACAUGGAUGAAGAGUUCAUACACAGAGCUUUUGCUCAUAUGGGAGAAACAGUGAUGAGAGUCAGACUGAUCCGAGACAAAAUAACAGGAGAAACGGCAGGAUAUGGCUUUGUGGAGCUGAUAGAUGAGACAUCAGUAGAGAGAUGCCUCCGCAAAGUGAAUGGAAAACCUUUACCUGGUGCCACUCCUCCAAAGAGGUUCAAGUUGAGUCGUACCACUUACGGGAAACAUGGCGAAAGCCGCUCUACGUUCUCCCUCUUUGUGUCGGAUCUCACCCCGGACGUGGAUGAUGGCAUGUUAUAUGAGUUCUUUAAUUUUCAUUUUUCAUCUUGCUGCAGUGGAAAGAUAGUUCUGGACAGCAGUGGAUACUCAAAGUGCUGUGGCUUUGUGAGCUUUGAGAGCGAGAGAGAGCAGAGACAGGCUCUGGCAGAACUCCAGGGUGCUUCUGGACUCGGGAAGAAACCUUUACGCCUCAGUCUGGCUGCAAAUAAACUGAAGAAGAAAGAGUCGCCUGAAAACAAAAAUUGGCAAUUUCAUGCAGACAACUACAACAUCAAUAACUCAUAUCUGAACCAGUACUAUUACCCACAAUACUCCAGCAAUUCAUCUACAUAUGUCUGGAACUAUGAUUACAACUACUUAAAUCAUUCCCAAAACAUCGUACAGGGUGAAGAGAUGGAAGAUGAUGACCUAGAGUAUCCAGACUCUGAAAUAAAUGUGAUGGAGGCAAAUGAGAGAUUUAUGGACCAGAGUGAGGAACUUUACAGUGCUCUGAUGGAUUGUUUCUUCCAGCCUCCUGAAUCAUGGGACGGGGUCACCUGUAGUGUUACAUGUUACCUACCAGAACCAAUUUAUCAACAUGAGGAUAUGGACUGAGUAUAUGUACUCUUGUUUGUUCACAUUUACUAUUUGGUUGUAUUACAAAGAACCCAUUAUUAGGGUAACCGAUGAUGUAGAUGAAAUAAUUAAAUAAUUAAUACCAUUAGUUGAUUUUUUUUUUUUUUUUAAGAAUGCAGCUUAUGCAAUACUGUAUGUGAUUUAUCAUGUCACUGUAGAAGUGUAUAAUUGAAAUUAAUUCAUGUUUGUUUGUUUUGCCAUGUUCUUUUGGUGGGAAGUGUACAAUAAACAAUGAGAUUAGUAAAAUAAAUAACUGAAAUAAG
Ctenopharyngodon idella (grass carp) is the source of this 3562-nucleotide messenger RNA. RefSeq names its product tRNA selenocysteine 1 associated protein 1a (gene trnau1apa). Gene Ontology annotation, cellular component: nucleus. Bases 2370 to 3278 code for a protein of 302 amino acids. Gene Ontology annotation, biological process: selenocysteine incorporation. Gene Ontology annotation, molecular function: tRNA binding. The transcript is spliced from 9 exons. The record is from RefSeq and is a predicted model, not a curated record. Lineage: Eukaryota; Metazoa; Chordata; Actinopteri; Cypriniformes; Xenocyprididae.